This is a messenger RNA of Sungouiella intermedia, 1140 nucleotides long. The record is from the annotation of a GenBank genome assembly. NCBI's taxonomy places the organism in Eukaryota, Fungi, Ascomycota, Pichiomycetes, Serinales, Metschnikowiaceae.
AUGGGCCAACCUAGUACGCUGCCGUUAAAAAAGAAGAAAAAGCGGUCUUUUUUCGAGGACGAUGACUUCUUCGUGCUCAAGAAGAAUAGAAAGACAAAAUCACCUGCGCUAAAACCGACUCUGCCCAAGAAACCUACUGAAAACGUUAAUGGGGUCAGCAGUGGAGCAUCCAGCGACAAUAUUCUCUCAGACGAUUUGGUGCAGUCGUUUCAUUCAGCCCGUGAUACUUUCUCCGGUGAUGAAGGUGUUGAGGUUCCUGAUUUGGAAGCACUGAAGGGUCCUAACAGUCAAAUACAGAAGGAUACUGAAAUUCUACAAGAUGUCGAGCAUUUGAAAGAAUCUAAAGAAGAACAUGAGAAAGACUCUCAGAAAAAUCACAUACAAGUGGUUGAUGAUGUAGAAGAUGACCCCGACUCUGCAUUGAGUACUUUCUUCAAGGGGAUUUCGUCUCAGAAAGAAGACCUCUCCAGAAUCUACCUAGUGAGAGUGAUUUCCAAGGUUUUUGAGUGUGAAGAUGAGGUCGAGGUUAGUGGAGACUUCAAUUUCGACAGCAUAAUGCGAGAGGUGCUACUAAGACGAGGUUAUAACAUGCAACUACCAGAAAAUUGCUUAUUGAUGUGGGUGGAGGGUCGAUCAGAGCUCAAGCCAUUCUUCAAGCCCAGCACGCUUCGAAUACCACCAUCUGCGUAUGGAGCACCCAGCAGAGUGACGGUGCUACAUAUUGCCAAAUUUCAACUUGGAGAUUUGGAACGUUUUUAUGACCAAUAUGGCAACAAGGACUCUGGCACUACAGUGCAUUUUGAGGUUAUGGACAAUUCAGUGGAUAUUGAAGAUGUAGUGGAUGAUCUGGUGGUUUUGGUAGACGAAAUCACUAGUCCCAAGGAUUCUCCAAGUCCACAGCAUUCGUCGGAGUAUUUUGUGAUUGGACUCAAAGGUAAAGACAAUAAGCGGAUUGAGUGUGAGGUUGGGCCUCAGACGAAGAUCCGAGAUCUACUUGCGCAUUAUUUGAAGGUGAAGGGAUUGGAGAAAGUCGAUGUCGGAAAGGCAAAACUAAUAUUUGAUGACGAGCCACUAGACUUGGAUGGGAAAGUGGGAGACACAGAACUCGAAGAGGACUUUGAGGUUCAGAUUUAUAUUUAG